AUGAAGAACAAGCAGCAACAGCAACCGGCACCAAAGAAGCAGAAGAAGCAGCAGCAGCAGCAAGCGCAGCGGCAGGAACAACCGGAGCAGCAGCAGCAGCAGCAGCAGCAGCAACAGCGACAGCGUACAUCACCGACACGCUACUAUCAGCAACAAUAUCAAGAACCGCAGCAAAAGCGAAACCUGGACGAUAUCAUGCUGAGCUCGUACUACAUCUACAUGUCGGCCGGUACGCAGCUGCAGAUGGCACCACAGACAACAAUAGUACAACAAGUUGGCCAGGUCGACCAAGCCGCAUCGCACCAUCACCACACGUCGCAUCAUCACCAGCAGCAACAGCAACAGCAGCAGCAAUCGCAUCAUCAUCAUCAGCCGCACUUUAGCAGCGGCAACAAUCAGCAGCACCAUCAGCAGCAAGUGACAACGGUGCUGAGCACGCACCAGCAGCAACAGCAAACGUCUGCUGCCGCCGCGGCAGCAAUAGCUGUUGUCCUUUCCGGUUCUGGUAGUGGUGGUGGUGGCGGAGGAGGUAGUGGUGGCAGUGGCAGUGGCAACGGCAACAGUGGCGGCAGCGGUGGAAAUACUGUCAACAGCGUGGGUGGUGCAGCGACAGGAGGAGGUGGAGGAGGAGGAGGCAGUGGAGUUAAUAAUAACGGAGGGACGGGCGGCGGUGUCAGUAGCAAAGGCUCCCUGGCGGAUACGCCACAGUCCACGACGACCACGACAACGACGACAGCGGGAGUGGCGGUAGCGACGGCAACGCCCGGUACUACGGCCGCCCUGCAUCCACCCAUCCCCGUCGGUAACCUCCAGCAACAGCAGCAGCAUCACGCUCAUCACGCGCACCACCACCAUAACAACAACAAGGAUCAGGACUCGAACAUGAGCACGGGUUCGUCGCACAGUGAUAAGGAGCCGGAAGCGAUCAUGAGCAGUCCGGCGACAACCACCCUGCCCGUCGUUACCACCCCAACGUCCGAAAAGGUUUCGAGGACCGCGUCCGAGCGCAAGCGAAAACGGAAGGCCCCGGACGAUAACGGUGGACCGGGCGGUGGAGGUGGUGUUGGGGGUGCACUGGGAAGCGCAACGAGUGGAGGUCAUUUUCGUGAUAGUAGAGAUAAUAUUAAGGGUCUGCGGUUGUCACUGCCGGCCCACAGUGAUAAUAAGAAGAUAAAAGAUUUUUUUUCUAAACACCCGGGGCUGCCGACGGUUGCGUCGCUCCGUGUGUCCAGUAGUAGUAGUAGCCCGUUAGUCGGUGGUGUUACCUGCAUCACCACCAUCGCGACCGCGGUCGGAAGUGGUGGCAGUAGUGCUACCGGUCCCGGCACCAACAGUAUCGCGCUCGGUGCAGGCGUUACCGUGCCGGUCGGUUCGCUAGGAGCAAUAUCUAAUUCCCCGCACGUGGAUCCGGGUGGUGGCGUUGGGACGGUCGGGUCCACAACCGGUCCAUCGCGGAAAAGUCCGAACCCGCAGCAAUCGCCCCACACGGGCGGUCAAUAUCCCAUGUACCCCCCUAGUCCGCAAACGCCACUGCUAUCGGUGGGCGCCAGCAUCGGGAGCAAUGGUAACAACAACCACAAUAAUGCAGGCCCCCUGCAACAGCCGGAUAUGUUCAGCAGUAGUCGAACACAGCGGCAACAGCAGACUUCUGCCGGUUCGACACCUUCACCGACACCGUCAUCGGUAACCGCAGGUGGUGCCGGCGGCGGCGGUACCAAUAACUCUUCCGUACAAGUUCCUCCAUCCGUCUCGGCUGCGAUGGCAGCGGCAGCGGCGGUAGAGGCGGCCAAGGCAGCCGCCGCAACAUCCACCCCCUCAGCAACAACGGUCCUGUCGCCGAUCAUCACGCCACUGGUUAGUGCAACAGCCACGACCGGUGCGGCCGGCUCGGGAGUAUCUAUACAGCAGCAGCAGCUGCAACAAUACCAGCCGAUCGUGCUGGUGGCGAACAACAGCAGCGCCUCAUCGAUAAUGCUCCAGAAACAACCGUCAUCGGUCGGCGCGGCUGCCAGCCAGCAGAAGCAAUCUGCGCACCAAGCUCAAGGCACUCAACAGCAGCAAUCUUCGUCCGUGGUAGCGACGCAGCAGCAGCGUGACUCUCAGGCGCAGGCAACGGUUGCAUCCCAGCAAACGGCAGCGCAGCAGCAGACCGGCCAGAACGCAACACUAACCGGGAGUGCGUCGACGAACCAUCAGCUGCAGUGUAACACCGCUAAUUCAACAGUAGCCGGCAGUAUUAGCUGUAGCAUCGGAACGACAGACCAUCACCAUCAGCGGGUCACGCUGGUGUCGUGUAAUACGAGCAGCAAUAGCAGUAGUAAUGGUGGUGGUGGUAGUGGUGCUACCGGUGGUGUGGGAGGCACGACGACGGGAUCAACCACCCCUAGUGGGGAACAGCCGAGCGGGAUCGGCAGUACAAACAGCCCGCUGAUAACGACAUCCGUUGCCACCUCGACAACGAGCAACAGUGCCGGUGGUGGCCAGAACAAUAAUUCCAUACUCCAGCUGCCGGGUGGUGCGGUCGUCACCACCACCAAGUCAAUUGGGCAGAAGCUGCAACAUCAGCAAACCACCUCCUCCACCAACACGGCGCCCGGCGGUGGACCGCAGCAACAGCAGCAGCAAAGCGACAGCAGUAGCACCAGCAACAACAACGGUAGCAAUUUUGGUAGCAGCAAGUUCGGCCAGCAGCAACCGUCAACACCGACGACACCAACGACGACGACCACGCUCAUGCUGACCAAGUUCGUGCAAACCGAUCUGACGCAGGCGGACAUUACCGAGCGGGACCACGACUUCGAAAGCAGCCGGACGCGGGUGGACGAACUGUCCCGGCUCUCCGACGAGCAGAAGUGUCAGCUGAACGUGCACCAGAAGGCGAUCGAGCAGCACAAGAGCCAAAUCAGCAAAUGCGUCGAGGUGGUGAAAAAGCUGCUCAAGCAGAAGAGUAACAUCGAGAAGAAAGAGGCACGCCAGAAGUGUAUGCAGAACAGGCUACGGCUUGGCCAGUUUGUGACGCAGCGUGUGGGCGCCACCUUCCAGGAGAACUGGACCGACGGUUACGCCUUUCAGGAACUGGCAAAGCGCCAGGAAGAGAUCACUGCCGAACGCGAGGAAAUCGAUCGUCAGAAGAAGCUGUUAAUGAAGAAACGGCCCACAAACAGUGAGGGUGGCCGGAAACGCAACAAUUCGUCGGCGACGAGCGGUGGCUCUGGAGGAACCGGCGGUACUGGCGAUCGGGGUGGCGGUGGUCCAGGCAGUACCGGCGUCGGCACCGGUGCAGUUGUUGCGAUGGGCAGCAGUGGUGUGGUCGGUGGAAGUGCGGGCAAUGUGGGCGGUGGUGGCAGUGGAUCGGCGAUGCAUAAUGGCAAUGACAGUACCUUCCUGAAGCCGGACCCGGUCGUCAGCAGCAACAGCACGUUCACGCUGCAGGAGUACUACGAGUGUGACGAGAUACUGAAGUUGCGCCAGAGUGCGCUCAAGAAGGAGGACGCUGACCUGCAGCUCGAGAUGGAGAAGCUGGAACGCGAACGUAAUCUCCACAUCCGCGAGCUGAAGCGAAUACACAACGAGGAUCAGUCACGCUUCAACAAUCAUCCGGUCCUGAACGAUCGGUAUCUGUUGCUGAUGCUGCUCGGCAAAGGUGGUUUCUCCGAGGUGCACAAAGCGUUCGACCUGAAGGAGCAGCGGUACGUUGCAUGCAAAGUGCAUCAGCUAAACAAAGACUGGAAGGAGGAUAAGAAGGCGAACUAUAUCAAGCAUGCGCUUCGGGAGUAUAACAUCCACAAAGCGCUCGACCAUCCGAGAGUGGUAAAGCUGUACGACGUGUUUGAAAUCGAUGCCAAUUCAUUCUGCACCGUGCUGGAGUACUGCGACGGACAUGAUCUGGACUUUUACCUGAAGCAGCACAAAACCAUCCCAGAAAAGGAGGCACGAUCGAUCAUAAUGCAGGUCGUAUCGGCACUAAAGUAUCUGAAUGAGAUCAAACCGCCGAUCAUACACUACGAUCUGAAGCCGGGCAACAUUCUGCUUACCGAGGGCAAUGUGUGCGGUGAGAUCAAAAUUACCGACUUCGGUCUGUCGAAGGUGAUGGACGAAGAGAAUUAUAACCCCGACCAUGGUAUGGACCUUACGUCACAAGGUGCUGGAACUUAUUGGUAUCUGCCACCGGAAUGCUUCGUUGUCGGUAAGAAUCCACCGAAAAUCUCGUCCAAGGUGGAUGUCUGGAGCGUCGGCGUCAUCUUUUACCAGUGUCUGUAUGGCAAGAAGCCGUUCGGUCACAACCAGUCCCAGGCGACAAUUCUGGAGGAAAAUACAAUUCUCAAGGCGACAGAGGUGCAGUUCGCCAAUAAACCGACCGUAUCCAAUGAGGCGAAGAGCUUCAUACGGGGUUGUCUGGCGUACCGUAAGGAGGACCGGAUGGAUGUGUUCGCACUGGCAAAGCACGAGUACCUGCAGCCACCAGUGUCGAAACACAACCGGUCCUCUAACGCGCAGAAUCAGCAUGCGGGCGGACAGAACAGCAGCACCAGCGGCACUGGUGCCGGCGGUGGCGGUGGCGGCGGCGGUGGCGGUGGCGGAGGUUCCGGUGGGUCUGGCGGGGCCGGUGGUAAUCAGGUCGGACAACAGACAUCCUUUUCCACCGGCAUGUUCGGCAACAUGAACCAGUCCAGCUCGUCUUAG
Molecule: messenger RNA, 4683 nt
Organism: Anopheles marshallii
Lineage: Eukaryota; Metazoa; Arthropoda; Insecta; Diptera; Culicidae
Gene: Tlk
Product: serine/threonine-protein kinase tousled-like 1
Exons: 8
Coding region: 1-4683 (1560 amino acids)
Biological process (GO): intracellular signal transduction; chromosome segregation; peptidyl-serine phosphorylation
Cellular component (GO): nucleus
Molecular function (GO): ATP binding; protein serine/threonine kinase activity
Source: RefSeq, a predicted model, not a curated record